Molecule: messenger RNA, 3051 nt
Organism: Labrus mixtus (cuckoo wrasse)
Lineage: Eukaryota; Metazoa; Chordata; Actinopteri; Labriformes; Labridae
Gene: nom1
Product: nucleolar protein with MIF4G domain 1
Exons: 11
Coding region: 236-2815 (859 amino acids)
Biological process (GO): ribosomal small subunit biogenesis
Cellular component (GO): nucleolus
Molecular function (GO): RNA binding; protein binding
Source: RefSeq, a predicted model, not a curated record
GCAGGAAAUCUAAACGAAGAAGAAGAAGGAGGAAGCAACAAUGUUGUCCUCAUGGAAACACAUGUGUGGUUUAAGGUAUUUAUUUGUUUAAACGUCUGAUAUUUAUCCGUGUUUAUUUAUGAAGCAGCUUUAAGUGAGCCAAGCUGAGAAACUAUUAUCUUUAAAGAAAGUCAGUCUGCGCUUUAGUUCGCUUUAGUUCGCUUUGGUUCGCUUUAGUUCGACGUUAGUUGUACAAAUGAAGGGGAAAUGGAAGCCGAACAGCAAGAAGAAGAAGAAGGGAAACGAGGUGUUGCAGAAGUACAUGGUGGCAGUGGAUGAGUUUGUUAAAAAGAGUGGCACUGAGGAGGUGGAGAGUGACCAUGCUUUAAGGUUUGUGAAAAAGAAAAGCAGAAAGGAGCUGCGCAAAGACAAGAGACUGAUGAAAAAGGCCAACAUGAAAAGUCAUUAUGAGGGAAAGAAGAGUAUUAGUUUAGCUGGUGGUGAUGAUGAUGGUGACAACUCUGGGACAGCAGCUGAGAAACAGAAGAAGAAGAAGAAGAAGAAGAAGAAGAAGAAAAAGGACAUGUCAGAAGCUCCUGCAGAAGAUCAGCCUGACAACACUAAAGCAAAGUCUUCCUCCAAGACCGGCAAGAAGGUCAACAAACUCCAAGAGUCCAGGAGAAUGGCGCUGCUGGAGGCGAAUGAAGACGAGGACAGGGAGAUAAAGAAACUAGAGCGGUACUUGGGGAUGAAUAAGAGAAGGAACAAAAAAAGUCUGCCUCAGUCGUUUGUGGCCGACGGACUCGAUUACAUCCUGGGCGUGCUGGACUCCGGCUCAUCAGCUGCUGCAGGCGUGUACGGCGACAACGCUGAUGAUGAUGAUGAUAACAUGGACCUGGCCAAGGAGAACUUUGAAAAGCUGGAUGAUGAUGAUGAUGAGGACGAGUCUCAGCCGUCGGAGGAAGAGGAAUCUGGAGAUGAGAUGGGGAGUGAAGCCGGCGAUGAAGACUUGGAGUCAUUGGAUGAAAAUGAAGAGGAGGAGGAUGAUGAUGAUGAGCGAGCAGAGGAGGAAAUGGAGGAGGAGGAGGAGGAUGAUGAUGAGCGAGCAGAGGAGGAAGUGGAGGAUGACCUGGAGGAGAGUGAUGCAGCCGACUCCGACAAUGACGACGAAGAGGAACCAGAGGAAGAAGAAGAAGGAACGAGCGACAUCACCACAACGGACUCAAAGUCAGAGACGGUCCAGGUGAAUGCCGCGGCGGGGAAAUACGUGCCGCCUCACUUACGAGGCACUGGCGACGAUAAACGCAGGGCGGAGCUUGAGAAGCUGAAGAGGAACGUGAAAGGCUUGGUGAACAGGCUGAGCGAGCCCAACAUGGCGUCCAUCAGCGGUCAGCUGGAGGAGCUUUACAUGAGCUGCAGCAGGAAGGACAUGAAUGACACGCUGACAGAGGUGCUGCUCGCUGCCUGCGUGACGCCGUCCCUGAUGCCUGACAGGCUGCUGAUGGAGCACGUGCUGCUCGUCAGCAUCCUCCAUCACACCGUCGGGCUGGAGGUCGGCGCUCAUUUCUUAGAGACGGUCGUGCGAAAGUUCGACGAGGCGUACAAGAAUCCGGCUGAGAGCAAAGAGUGCGAUAACCUGGUGGCGAUCGUGGGUCACCUCUAUAACUUCCAGGUGGUGCACUCUGUCCUCAUCUUCGACAUCCUCAAAGUGCUGGUGGGAGCCUUCACCGAGAAGGACGUCGAGCUGGUUUUGUUCGUGCUGAGGAACGUCGGCUUCGGCCUGAGGAAGGACGACGCCCUGGCUCUCAAAGAGCUCAUCUCGGACGGGCAGCGCAAGGCCAGCAACGUGGGCUCCAAGUUCACAGAUCAGACCAGAGUGCGUUUUAUGCUUGAGACCAUGAUGGCUCUGAAGAACAAUGACAUGCGGAAGAUUCCAGGCUACGAUCCCGAGCCGGUGGAGAGACUGAGGAAGCUGCAAAGGACUCUGAUCAACCGCAGUGCAGGAGGCAGUGACGUUAAACUGAGGGUCUCUCUGGAGAAUCUCCUGGCAGCAGAGCAGGUGGGCCGCUGGUGGAUCGUCGGCUCCUCGUGGAGCGGAGCGCCCAUGAUCAACAAAGAAGAAGGGAACGCUUCCUCCAAACAGGGCGCCGCUGAAGGACAGUUUAGCGCCAAAGUCCUGGACCUGGCUCGCAAACAGAGGAUGAACACUGAGGUCAGAAGAAACAUCUUCUGUGUGAUCAUGACCAGCGAGGAUUACCUGGACGCGUUUGAGAAGCUGCUCAGGAUGGGCCUGAAGGACAAACAGGAGAGAGAGAUCGUUCACGUUCUGAUGGACUGCUGCCUGCAGGAGAAAGCCUUCAAUGCUUAUUACGCCGUGCUGGGAGAAAAAUUCUGCUCCCACGACCGCCGCUUCCAGAUGACUUUCCAGUUCAACUUAUGGGACAAGUUCAGGGAUCUGUCAAACCUUCCCAGCAGCACCUUCAACAACCUGGUCCAGCUGGUCACGCGCUUCCUCCAGAAGAAGAGCCUCUCUCUGUCCGUUCUUAAAGUCAUCGAGUUUGGAGAACUCGAUAAGCCCACGGUGCGCUUCUUGCGUCAGGUGCUAACCAAACUUCUAAAAGAAACCGAGCCCGAGGACCUCGCCGCCAUAUUUGGAAGGAUCUCAGGAAUUCCCAAGUUGGGAAUGCUGCGGGAGGGCUUGAAGCUUUUCAUCAGUCACUUUCUGCUGAAGAAUGCUCCGUCACCGGGAGCAGCUGAGCAAGCAUCGGUGCUGUCAGAGCGCGCUCAGGUCGCCUCCAGAGCCAUGGAGGCCAAAGAGGCCAAGCUCAAACUGUAAAACACACACACACACACACACACACAGACUGACCUCACUAAACUGUGGAGAAGAAGGAUUGUAAGAACACAAACCAACAGUUUUCUGUGAUGUGUGUUUUCCUCGAGGAGUUCUUGUACAAAGUUUUUGUUUUUAUCUGAAAACACCGAUGCCUUUAGAGACUCACAGAUCUCAACACUCUUUGAUGCAUUGUGUAUUAUAUUGUGUGUAAUAAAUAACUAAGGUUUGAUCAUUAA